AUGGACGGCUUGGAUCCCGAGAAGGGUGGACCCAUAGCCACCACCGGGCCCGGCUUAACGGACAAUACCGAAGGCCCCGUUGAGAGCAAGCGGGGCUUCACAAGUCAGGUCGACAAUCUCGAACGGGUCGAGGCUUCGAAAGGGUGGUUCAGCCCACUUCUCAAAUUGGUCAGCUACUUGCCCGUCGAGGAAAGAGGUAUUGAACGGGUUUUGGAAGAAGACAGGGUCAAACAAAGCAUUUGGGACGGAUAUACUGUGUGGGCUUCGGCCAAUUUCACUCCAUCGACUUUUGCGACAGGCGCAUUGGGCCCUAAUUUUGGGCUUGGUUUCUGGGACUCGUUUGCAAUCAUUGUGUUGAUCAAUUUCUUCGUCAGCUUCGUGGUCGGCCUCUUUGGCUGCUUCGGGCCCCUUACAGGACUACGUACUAUGUCUGUUGGUCGCUAUGCAUUUGGCCAGUGGGGCACCAGAGCUAUCAUUGCCCUCAGUAUUUGUGGCGCCAUCGGCUGGUCGAGCGUCAACUCAAUUGCUGGUGCACAAGUCCUCAAUGAGCUUUCCGAUGGGAACUGUCCGCUGUGGGCUGGAAAUCUGGUUAUCGGUGUCUGCACAGCCAUCAUCUCGUUCUUCGGCUACUACGCGGUCCACUACUUUGAACGAUUCUGCUGGAUCCCGCAGGUCAUCAUCUUUAUAUUCCUUAUCGGCUACGGUGCGAAGCACUUUGACGCUGGAGCCCUUCCGAUGGGCUCUGGGUCGGCGGAGGCUGCGUCGGCCAUGUCAUUCAUUGCCGUCAUCUACGGUUUCGUGGCCGGCUGGGCACAAUCUGCUGCCGACUACAACGUGCGUAUGCCUGUGAGGACCAACAAGCGAAACCUCAUUUUUUCCAUUUGGGCCGGGAACUUUUUUGGCUGUUCCAUUCCUGAAGUCUUGGGUGCCGCCUAUAUGACAGCUGUGGCCGCUGACCCAAAAUUUGCCGCCGCUUACGAAUCUCGUGGUGUCGGCGGCCUCAUGGGUCAGGCACUGAAGCCAUUGGGCGGCUUCGGCAAAUUUUUGCUUGUCCUCGCGGCUCUGAGCAUCAUCGGCUGCAACUUGGUCAACAAUUAUUCACUUGCCUUUUCGUGUCAAAAUUUUCAUCCUAUCAUGCUUAAGGUCCCACGGUUCGUAUGGACGGUUACUGGCUCGGCCAUCUUCAUAGCGAUUGCUAUUGCUGCCGAGAAUUCAUUUGCCGAAGUACUGGAGUCGUUCUUGUCGGUCAUCGGGUACACGGGGACGCCUUUCCUAUGCAUCGUACCCAUCGAAUACUUCUACUUCCGUAAGAAGCAACUACCAUUGGACGAUUGGAAUAACAUGAAAGUCAUACCUCACGGCAUUGCUGGGUUUUUCGCCAUCGCCAUGGGCUUCGUGGGCGCGGUGCUCUCUAUGGACCAGACGUGGUAUGUCGGUGUGGUGGCCAAAGCUAUCAAGCCUGAUGGCGCUGAACUUGGUUGGAUCUUUAGCGGCGCCUUCUCCGUGUUAGCUUUCGUCCCACUGCGAUUUUUGGAGCUGAAGUACACUGGUAGGUAG
Capronia coronata CBS 617.96 is the source of this 1557-nucleotide messenger RNA. RefSeq lists its product as uncharacterized. Gene Ontology annotation, biological process: transmembrane transport. Gene Ontology annotation, cellular component: plasma membrane. The transcript has 2 exons. Bases 1 to 1557 code for a protein of 518 amino acids. The record is from RefSeq and is a predicted model, not a curated record. Lineage: Eukaryota; Fungi; Ascomycota; Eurotiomycetes; Chaetothyriales; Herpotrichiellaceae. Gene Ontology annotation, molecular function: transmembrane transporter activity.